AACAUACUCAUUUCUCUGUGAGAUAUUACUCUUGAACGGCAGAAACAUUAUGAAAGCAUGAUUUUUAUAAAGAUUCUUCUUGUUUUACUAGCAACAGUAGUUACACUUUCUGAAGAUGAAAAGACUUUCAAUCUUAAAAUUGGUUUUGAUCUAACUAAAGGAGAAAAUGGAAUGCCAGCAUUACGAAUACGAGAUUUUGAAGAAUCUGCGCCACACGUAAUACCAGACCCUAAACAAACACGGAAACAAAAUAUCGAAAAGGAUGUAGCCGAGGACAAAAAACCUAAGAAAAAAAGAAAAUCUGAGAAAGAAGGAGCUGCAGGUAAACAGAGUGCGGUAGUCAGAGCCGAAGAUAGUUCUAAAUCUAAAUCCCAGUCAAGCAAUUCCAAAUCCAGCGAAGAAGAAAAACCUAAGGCCAGGGAAGGCUCACCUGUUAAGUCGUCUGGAACGACUCCAGAACCAAAGAAAGAAAAACAUAAAGAAAGCGGAAAGUCUUCAAAUACUGCGUCAAAAUCUAAGGAAAGCGUUGAUGAAGAUUCUGAUGCUAAGGCCCUAAAACAUAUUACAAAAGGCGUGAUUAAUGCGGAAGAAUAUGAACCUGAAGAAAAAGGUCAUAAAGGGCAAGAUUCAAAAGACGAGGAUGACGACGGUACGAGACGCAGCAGACGAUUCAAACGGCAAGCAUUUACGUUGAAAAAGAGAUAUAGAGAAAUCGGAAACAACGAAGGUAUCACAAACACCCAGACCCAAGAUAACACAGAAAACUUAGUUUUACUACAUUGAUCCGGCCGGGAGCAAACACGUGAUCUCAGAGAUGUGACACCAUGAAUACCAGGGCGCAAGCUAAUCCACCACGAAAUUCGUUUGAAAAAUAAAUCAUUUGUCAGUCUCUAGAUUAUAUAGCCCAACAUUGCAAUUUAUAUGAAUAAUAAU
Molecule: messenger RNA, 933 nt
Organism: Hyposmocoma kahamanoa
Lineage: Eukaryota; Metazoa; Arthropoda; Insecta; Lepidoptera; Cosmopterigidae
Exons: 8
Coding region: 58-783 (241 amino acids)
Source: RefSeq, a predicted model, not a curated record